This is a messenger RNA of Hypomesus transpacificus, 1885 nucleotides long. Its product is annotated as protein SMG9-like. Bases 23 to 511 code for a protein of 162 amino acids. Lineage: Eukaryota; Metazoa; Chordata; Actinopteri; Osmeriformes; Osmeridae. The record is from RefSeq and is a predicted model, not a curated record. The transcript is spliced from 5 exons. Gene Ontology annotation, biological process: nuclear-transcribed mRNA catabolic process, nonsense-mediated decay.
GUAUCUUAGGGACCAGACAGAUAUGCUGGUAGUGGGAGUCAUUGGCUUGCAGGGAACAGGAAAAUCCACCAUCAUGUCUCUCCUGUCAGCCAACACACCUGAGGAAGACCAAAGAGGAUAUGUGUUCAGAGCCCAAUCUCAGGAAAUCAAAGAGAGAGGAGGGAACCAGACCACUGGGAUUGACUUCUUCAUAACCCAGGAGAGAGUCAUUUUCCUGGACAGGUCAGCCCUGGAUCAUCUGAUCAACAACGAUUGCAAGUUGCCUCCAGAGUACAACCUCCUUCACACAUACGUUGAUAUGCAGUCUCUUCAGAUCACUGCCUUCCUGUUCACCAUCUGCCAUGUGGUUGUUGUUGUUGUUCAAGACUGGUUUACUGACAGCAACCUUUACAGGGAACUGCAGAUGAGCAAUAGCCUGCCAAAGGAAAUGAAAUGUGUGCUCACACCAUUCGUGGCUAUUGUCUGGAACAUUGUGGGGCUUUUUAAUUCUUUCCAUAUUUUAAAUAAUUGAGGUGACUAAUGGUCAUAAGAAGAAGGGAUUCAAGGCCAGAUGGACGGAAAUGAAGAAGAUAGAUGGAAAAGAAAGAAGAAAAAAAUAUGAAUGUGUAUGCAUGUUUGCUUCUGUAUGUGAAUGCAUGGGUUUAUGUCAACAGUAGGUAGGUAGAUUCACGGUGUAUGUAAAGAUGUCUGUAUAGGAGAAGCAUCAAAUUGUUUCGUAUUUAACUAAAGGAUAAUAGAAAAAGGGGGUAGGACUUGAAAAGUUUGAACUUGUUAUGAACUUCUUCCUACUCCUUUCUGAACAUGGGAAUUUCUAAUUUGAAUUACUUACAAUUAUUUUGGAAGAUUAUUUUGAGAAAUACAUGACCUUAUUAAGCUGUCAUUAAAAUGUUAUAUAUGUAUGCAUGUAUGUACAUAUGUAUAUAUAUUUUUGUUAUAUGUUUGUUUAUAUGUUCAAAUAAACUAAACAAAAACAUAAUCCCGAUUCCCCCAGGUAAGUAAACAGUCUUUUCAACCUUACAUCAACACUCACUGCAUCAGAACAACUUUUCGAGACUGUUUUUAAAAACACUUCUGGUCACGUGUCAAAGUGUUUAGAGCCGUUUUGUGACGUGAUCUUGAACGAAACCUGUCUGGUACUUGCCAAAAGACUCUGAGACGUGUCGGGGUAUAAAAUGAGGCUGCAAAGCCACAAAGGUUUUGAAUGCGUGAGACUAUGGCGUGAAAUUAGUGCCAGGACUGGGAGCUCUGUAAAAAAGAUUUGUGUACUUGUAGAAAAGAUUUGUAACUAGAAAAAAGAUUUGUGUCUCUGUAGAAAAUGAUUCGUGUCUCUGUAGCAAAUGAUUUGUGUACUUGCUAAAAAGGUUUUGUGUCUCUGUAGAAGGAGGCGGGAUCACCGCUCCCAAAACCAUCUCUAAGCCAAUCAAAUAUAGACAAGUGAGAUUUGUGAGAGUUUGUGAGAGUUUGAGACAGUUAGAGAACAUUAGAGAAAGUUACUAUCCUGUUUGUUGAUUUGUCUGUUUAUGUGCUGUUGUGUGUAUACAAAAAAUAUAUAGCCUAUAUAUAUAGAUAUGUAUAUAUAUAUAUAUAUAAAUGAAUAUGUAACAACUUUACUCUGAGUUUAUCGUCUCAAACAGUUCGAAAAUCAUAUGGCUUGUUUGUAGCCUAUUGUUAGAUGAAAACCAUCGCUACCGUAUACGAUACCACGCUAUCUGCAUUGCAGGACGUCAAUAAUUCUGUUCAACCACAAGGAUCCUUAAGAUCAGGAUGUGGAAUUAUUAUUAUGCCAUACUUGUUACAGAUCACGAUUGUUCAAAAAUCUAUCGUUUUCCGGGUACAGCCAAUUUGUUGGAGCUAUUUUAGCUAACAUCGUUGGUUCUUUAGCAAA